Phytophthora nicotianae INRA-310 is the source of this 693-nucleotide messenger RNA. RefSeq lists its product as hypothetical. NCBI's taxonomy places the organism in Eukaryota, Oomycota, Peronosporomycetes, Peronosporales, Peronosporaceae. Bases 1 to 693 code for a protein of 230 amino acids. The transcript is spliced from 2 exons. The record is from RefSeq and is a predicted model, not a curated record.
AUGCUGUGGGUGGGAACGCAACAACAAGCCGAAUCGACGGGAAGGACAACACAGACCCAGCCAGGCGAGUCUCAGGAAACGCAGCUGAAGGAUACUUCCGAACAAAGAAAUGGUACAGCAAAAAGCGGCCAAAGUAACGCUGAGUGGAGAACGGUUGGAAAACUGAGUACCACUCCGGAAGAAGUGGAAAGCAGCAGGGUAGCGACGUCACAGACCCAGAAAGACACGUUCAGCAGACAGGAGGAACUCAAAGCAGGACUAAAAGCGCAGUCGAAACCCAACAGGAGCUCUAGAGAACAUAAGGCAGCGGAGGUGGAGCAGGACACUAGCAGGAGCUCAGGAGAACAUAAGGCAGUGGAGGUGGAGCCGGAUACUGAAGAGAAGCUAGAAUCUGGAACAGGGGGCAAAAGAGAUAAAGGGAGAGGGGAGGAAUGGCACGGGAGUACCAUUUCGGAAGCAAUUAAAGAAGCAAUGAGGCAGAGUUCACAGGCGAUGACGAAACACAGGGGCCUAAUUGAGAAAUUGGUGUCUGAAAGAUAUACCGAAGUCGAUCAAAGCGCUUUCGAGAAAUGCAGCAAACUCAAAUUGAGUCAAUACCAAAAAGAGCACCGUACCGGUAAUGAGGUGACGCGGGACUGUGGACUGCAAGAGAUGAGUACUCCUAUGGCGGGUAACUGGCAAUGGCUUUGUUAA